AUGGUAUGGGACUGCGCCCGACUUGGUCGUCCCGCCACACUCACGCCGUUGCCGGUCUCCGGCGUUCGCUCUCAACCCAGAUCGUCCAAGCUAGACUCCUCUCGUAACAUGGGUUCUUUAUGUUCCAAGCCGGGAACGCACACCGGCGGACAUACCGUCCUCGGAUCUGGCACUGAGCAGUCGCCGACUCAGCCGCUCCCUCAGCACGAGAGUCCUGAACAAAGACGGGAACGGCUUGCUCGGGCUGCGAAGGAGAGACAGCAGAAGGAUUUGGAACGAUUAACGAACAAGAAGAAUCCGAAUGCUGGUAAACUGGCGUCACAAGUGAAUAAACCGGUGAAACAACCAACUCAGGAUAGACGGGAUGAACAACUCGUGUGGGAUUGA
Messenger RNA from Fomitiporia mediterranea MF3/22, 387 nucleotides. RefSeq lists its product as uncharacterized. Lineage: Eukaryota; Fungi; Basidiomycota; Agaricomycetes; Hymenochaetales; Hymenochaetaceae. Bases 1 to 387 code for a protein of 128 amino acids. The record is from RefSeq and is a predicted model, not a curated record. The transcript has 3 exons.